AUGCAUCCAGUUCCAACUGAUGAACCUAUGCUACCAAUGAUUGAUGGGUUGAUCUAUGACUUGAUUUCGGGUCCUUUUGAUGGCAUAAGCAAGCAAUGCAACAGUGUAUCUCUUCCAUCUACUACUGAGAACCGAUAUUGUUUUUCAGUUGCUAUGGCUGCUCGGCAAAUCAUGGAGCCGACCUGGAUAAACGGCACCGCUAAUCCUGACUCGCCCUUGAAAACGGCGUGGCGUCGCAUGGGUCGCACUUGGGUCGAGUGUCUUAGCGCGAAAAAGUUGGCAGGUGCGAUGCAAUAG
Molecule: messenger RNA, 297 nt
Organism: Pyricularia pennisetigena
Lineage: Eukaryota; Fungi; Ascomycota; Sordariomycetes; Magnaporthales; Pyriculariaceae
Exons: 3
Coding region: 1-297 (98 amino acids)
Source: RefSeq, a predicted model, not a curated record